Lates calcarifer (barramundi perch) is the source of this 5704-nucleotide messenger RNA. RefSeq names its product tumor necrosis factor alpha-induced protein 2-like. Gene Ontology annotation, cellular component: exocyst. Gene Ontology annotation, biological process: exocytosis; exocyst localization. NCBI's taxonomy places the organism in Eukaryota, Metazoa, Chordata, Actinopteri, Centropomidae. Gene Ontology annotation, molecular function: SNARE binding. The record is from RefSeq and is a predicted model, not a curated record.
GAGUCAUGGUUCAGGUACCGUCUGGUGGAAACUCCCUGUCCCCAGAUGAACAGAAAUCUAUGGAGGCCUGCUGGAGGAAAAACACUUCAUUCACUUAAAGCCAUGUGAGAUGUUCUACCUUCAGAUGUCACCAGAGGAGCUCUGUGGACACCAGAGAGGAGGUUUGGGUCAGUUUGUAGCAGAACAAACACUGAGACCUGAGCGCUGAUUCUGUCUGAAGGUUUGGUUCCUGCUGCUGUUUGGGAUCAGAGUGAAACCUGACCCAGGUCUUUGAACAGGAAGUAGAUUUAUUUUAAGCAAAUCUGAUUGGUUUGUUCCUCUGAGACUUUGAUCGUGGUGACAGAGGUUGCCGCCAUCUUGUUGUUAUUUUGUUAACAGCAGAAAACAAAGACGACAGGUCUGAGUUUAGUGAAGUUUAAGGUUCAGAAAACCCAGACUGGUUCAGUCCUUCAGAGCCCGGGUCUGAGUCUCUGUUGUUUCAUAAUCUGUCCAUGAUCAGUGUGUACAGUGUGUAGUUCCGCCACCUCCACAAGUCCAGGGUGUGGUGUGUGUGUGUGUGUGUGUGUGUGUGUGUGUGUUGGGGGGGUCGGUGGUCGGAGGAGGAAGAGGAAAAGAUGACCGUUUCCUGCUGCAGCUAGAAAAUAAAACAAACAGGAAACAGUGAGCAGAGAGCUCAACAAGGAGCGAGUGGAGACGAGUAGAGACCAGGAGAGAAGAACACAGUGGACAGGAGAACAGUGGAACCCAGUAGAACCCAGCAGAACCUGGAGAACUGCAGGUCAGACUGAGCAGAGGACAGAAGCUGCAGAUCAGAUCAGAUCAGGAGAGUAGAGAGCAGUAAAGGCUGAUCUGAGGACAGUAGAAACAUCUGCAGGAACAUCAGGCCUGAGGGAAACACAGUAGAACCCAGCAGAACCCUGACACACACACAUACACACUCACUCACACACACACACACACACACACUGUGUGGACGCAGAGAUGUCACAGUCCUGAGGAGAAGACAUGGAUUAUUAUCUUUAAUUCUACAGAAGAAGAAGAAGAGAAAGGUUCCUCCCUCCCCGUCCCCCCUCCCCCGGUUCCAUCAUGCCCAUCCUCAAGAACCUCCCAGUGCGCCUGAAAGGCGGCGGUCCGACUCUAGACAACGCUUUAAUCCUCCGCAGGAUGAGCCUCAAUAUCACCCCCCACCACCACAACCCCUUCAGCGACGACGACGAUGGCCUCCAUGGCAACGGCGGCCAUGGCAACCACUGGUCACCAGGCAGCUCACUCCUGGACGGUGACGUGCCGAGGGACCGAAACCCCUUUGAGGACGAGGAAGACGAGAACGAGGCCAACGAGGGGAAGAAGGGAAGCGGAGGAACUGGAGGAGGAGGAGGCUCAGUGAAGGGAUCCUUCAAGUUCAAGUCCCCGCUGAAGAGUCUGGGGAAGCUGGGGAAAACCCUGAGAGCAUCAGGGAGGAGCAAAGGAAGUGCUACCCCCUCCCCGGAUGGGUCGCUGCAGGGAACUCCUUCACCUGCAGAGAAGAAGAAGAGGGGGAGGAGGAGCUCUGAAGGAAGUCUGCUCAGGUUUGCAGGUAAAUAUCGCGAAACCUUCGGCUCCUCCGUCACCAACGGCGAGCUGAACUGUACAGAGAGCGAGUGUGACUCCACCAGCCGCCGCCUGUCCUUCAUGAAGAUGGUGGGUCUGGGGAAGCUGAAGAGGGAGUCCAUGGCCGACCGAACGUCUCAGGGCCCAGAGGAGCAGCCGGUGCAGGAGGAGGUGGUGGAGGAGGUCAAACCCAGAGAGCCGCUGUCAGUCCUGGAGAUCCUGCAGCUGGUGAAGAAACGGGACCUGUUCCUGGCUGACUCUCAUAUCCUGGAGCUGGAGCAGGAGUGUAACGAGUCCGCUGCCACUGAGACGCAGCCGGAGGACGCCACCAGCCCGAACGUCAAAGACUUUGGGCGGAGGAAGGCGAAGGACGUGGAGCUGCUGUAUGAGGAGCUGCAGAAGGAGCUGUGGGCCGUGGUCAGGGAGUCUCUGAGGUCCCCCACGGCUGGACCCAACCUGGGCCUGGUGGUUCAGGUGCUGCAGCAGGAGGAACAGGCCGAUAAAGACUGGGCCACCAGCGAGGGAGCGGCCCCUGGGGGCCCCAGGCCUCGUCGGCUGAAGCAGAAGUGGAGGGAAGCAGUGGAGGAGGCGGCAGAUGGCUCCCUGCCCCAGAGAGCAGAGUUCACGGCCGGAGAGCUGGACGGAUACCUGGGCAGGCUCCGAGCCCGGGUGGUGGAGGACCUGGGGGCUGCAAACAGGAACGUGGUUUCCAUUUACCCUGAGGAGUACCAGCCCUUCCAGGUGUACGUGCAGAGUUACCACCAGGCAGUUGCUAGGCGACUGGAGGCCAUCACUGACAACCAGCUGGAGAUCACAGACAUCUACUCUCUGCUGGACUGGCUGCACAACAUAUACGACAGAGAUGUUCUGGGGACUGUGUGCAUCACGAGUCCGUUCAGCCGCUCUCAGCUCAGUCCUCUGCUUCCUUCAGAGACCGUGGACAGACUGGAGCUGGACUGUCUCAACUCUGUCAGGGCUAAAGUGACCACAGGGCUGAGUCAGGUCCUGGACGAGGAGGAGAAGAGGUGGAUGGAGACGUUGCACAUCGAGGAGUAUCAGAUUACUCUGGCUAAGACUGUCAUACAGAGGCUGCAGGUGGAUCUGGAGCGUUCUGCCUCCAUCAACAGGAGUCUGGGCUCCAGAGUAGCUCAGUGCAGCCUCAAUGGUCUGGCCGACUUCCUCUACAGUUUCCAGCGUAAAGUCGAGAUGUUCCAUGAAGGGAUGCAGAGCGGGAUGUUUGGAGAUAACGAGGAUGGAUACGUUUCAAAAACCAUCGCCCUGGUCAACUGCUGCCCCCCAUUCAGAGGCUUCGUGCAGCGCUGUGCUCAGUCUGAUCCGUCAGUCAGCGAGGACUCUCUGCGCCGAGCCAACAAAGCUCUGGAUCACAUCGUCCAGCAGGGAGUCAGAGUCCUGUCUGAACGCCUCUACCUGCACAUCAGGCCAUUCUUUGAGCGUCUGGUGAAGAGGAAGUGGCUCAGCAACACGGAGCCGUACGAGCAGAUCGAAGCUCUGAUCAAAGAUUACUUCAAGAAGUAUCACAGGAUGGACAGUCCUCCAUACCAGCUGCUGGUGGCAGAGGUCCACCGGCGGGUGGUGAUGGAGUAUCUCCGCUCGGUGAUGAGAGGACGAAUCAUCUGCACCUCUAUGAAGAUGAGGAAGAGGAUGGCUGGGCGGCUCAGAGACGAAGGAAAACAGAUCAAAGUGCUCUUCAAAGACCUGGAGUCUCCGUCCAGCUGGUUGGACAGCGCUCUGUCACACAUCUCUGAGAUCAUCCAGCUGGAGGACGUCCCCUCCAUCCAGAUGGAGGUCGGAGUUCUGGUCCGAGAGUUUCCAGACGUCAGGAAGAAGCAUGUGUCAGCCAUUUUGAACAUCCGAGGGAUGACUCGGCAGGCGGAGCGUCAGGAGAUCCUCAACAUUGUCAAAGACAUCGAGAGCUGUGAUGGUGCCGGCUCAGCCCGGCUGUCCCGGGACCACGCCCUCUUCUCUGAGGUGCCGGUAACCUCCGAGGUCCACUGCCUGAACGUGGGCCUGAGCCGCAUUGCCCUCACCGCCUCGUCCUGCUUCAGCACACUGCGACCACGUCGACGCAAAACCCGAACGCCUGUCCAGGAAAACCCCGACGAUGUUCUCUGAAGAGACACAUCACAAGAUUUUUGUUUUUCUGACAAGCUCCUUGGCUGGAAGUGAAAUUAUUUGAGUUCCAACAGCCUGCAGGCGGAUUUUAUUAUUAAUUUAACUCCGUAAACAAUCAUGAUUAUUAGUCACUAAACCAUCACUGACUGAAUCUUUCCAUCAAGCUGCUGCUUCAGAGGAAUCCACUAAAAAUAGGUUUGUUUUUUCUUUCUGGAGAAGUUUCAGGAAGAAUGGCGUGACAGCGAAGACCUCAAGACUAACCUGAGAUCAACUUUGAAUCAUUUUGACUCUUUGAUUUCACUUUCACCAAGUUCAACAUUUACUGCUCAGAAGAAAACAAAAGGUCAAAGGUCGAUGAUGAUGAUCAUGAGAGCUGAUAAAAGACAGAACAGAGAGAAAACUGGACUGAAAAAUCAGCUCCUCUGUCAGACCGUUGUUGCCUAUUGUCAAGAAAAUAACAAAACUUUUUGAAUUUCUUCAGUUGAAAUCAAGUGUUAGCAUUUGGGGCUAACGCUAUGUCUCUUGUUAAGAAUCGAUUCUUGAAUGAUUUCCCUUUAUUGGAAAUGAGAAUUUUCUGAUUUGAAAUCAGAAAAUUUAGGUAGAUAUAAAAAUCCACAUCAUCUAUGAAUGUGGGAUUUCUUCCGUUAAAAUCCAAAUCUACUUGUUAGGAUGGAAAAUCAUUUAUUUGGAUUCAAACUUCACAUGAGGGUUGAGGCCUGGUCACAUCAGAAAAUUAUUCAUUACUGUGUCUUCGGAAAAAAGGUGAUACUAGAAGCUUGGUCACAAAGUGACUGGGGCUAAUGUAACUUGGCUAACUAAUAGUAUUAGGCUUGAGGGGUGGAGGUGGGGAGGUUGCAGUCGGAGGGGUGAAAGUUCAGUUCUUGCAGUGAAUUCAUCUCAAUUAACUGAUUUUGGUCUGAAUUGUUGUUUAUAAAACUGCUGUGACCAGGCCUUAGUUAUAUAAAGUCAGCAAAAUGUGAUUUAAAGUCACCUCGUCUUUUGCAGUUUUCAUAUUGAUUUUAACACAUUUAACAGGAUAACACUUCAGGUUUGUACUAAAUCACACACAUCAUGAUUUUCAUCAUGAGAUUUCAGAUUUGAUUCGUCGCUUUGUUUUUUUUUUUUUGAGAACUGUUUGACUUCAUUACAGUUUGACAUCCGAACAAACUGUCGCCACAUUUUCCUGCAGGAUUUCUGGACUUUGAGCUGAAAGGCACUUUAUGGAGGAUCAAUAAAAGGAGAGUAGUUCUCUAGACUGAAGUGGAUUCUGGGACAAAGACCGGAACAAGAGGACUGAACCAGACUGAGGUGCCUCUUCUGCUUUCUGUCCAGUCAGGAUCAAUAGACUGGAACCUGGACUGGAGACUGGAGAACCUGGAUGCCAUCUGUUUUGGGCAUUUUGACCCUGCAGAGUUUCAGACGCGUUUAGUUUUUAAUCCCAGGACAAAAACUGGACAGUUGUAGUUUUAUUGUUGCACAUGAUAUAUAAAAAAAGACACAUUUUAAUCAAAGGUACUAGACAAAGAUCUAAGUCUAUCAGCUGAUUGUGUAUUUAAAGCAGUGAUUAUAGCUCACGAUCUUGGGUGUGUUGAGGUUUAUUAAAUAUGUGGGAUUCAGAGAUUAACAGAGAUUUAUUAUUUCUUCCUGGUGGUAGAAUAACAGACGUUUACUACAGAAUAUCUGGUCAUUCAGAGUUUAGAUUACAGGGACAGAACUACAGACUUAUCAGAGAUAGACUGACGACUAACUGGGAUUUAACGGUUUAUUCUGCAUUUCCUCACAUUUAAUUUUCAAACCACCCAUCAGUUUUUAUUCAUCCUGUUGUUUUUAGGCACUUUCCAUAUCCACAUUCAUUUCAGUAGAGACACUUCUCUUCCAUCUGUUCUUCAUGUCUCUGUCUCUUGUAAAUGUGGAUGUAUGAAAUGAAUCUUUCUGUACAGAGAUCAGCUUCAAAUGACAAUAAAACUCAUCAGAUCGCUGA